Messenger RNA from Eimeria necatrix, 2682 nucleotides. RefSeq lists its product as hypothetical. The transcript is spliced from 3 exons. The record is from RefSeq and is a predicted model, not a curated record. NCBI's taxonomy places the organism in Eukaryota, Apicomplexa, Conoidasida, Eucoccidiorida, Eimeriidae. Bases 1 to 2682 code for a protein of 893 amino acids.
AUGAAUGAAGUCGAAGAUGUCCAGCCCGGACACAUUUACCAGCCGGGAAACAAAAAGGAAGUGCGUUUGGUUUAUCGUAUUUUGUCGGGGCCUUAUUGCGGCAGACACCAGAAGUCUUUUUCUUUAACAAAGUGGGGCCCCUCGGGGGCCUGGGAAGCAGCAAGAGAAGCCCGGGCCUUCAUGCUGGACACUGGAAAGCUGCCUCCCUUUUUUGCUUCUCCAUAUUCCCGCAGCCGCUUGACCAACGCCUCGGCCAACGGCGGCUGUGCUGCUGCGCUGCUGCUGACGCAUCUGCAGCAGCAGCAGCAGCAGCAGCAGCAGCAGCAGCAGCAGCAGCAGCAGCCGGCUGCAGCAGCAGCGGCUGCGGCAGCGGCUGCGGGUGCAGCCGCCGCUGGCGCGAAAACGGCGGGCAGCAGAAAGGCUCAGAAGAGGAACAGGCUGCAGCAGCAGCAGCAGCAGCAGCAGCAGCAGCAGCAACUCGCCCUGCCCGAGCGAAGAGCGGCUAGUGCUGCUUCCGCUGCUGCUGCUGCUGCUGCUGCUGCGAGUUUGCAGACACAAGCUGCUGCUUCGCUGCUGCCGCUCAGCCCGAUUUUGCCUCCGGAUAAUCCGGAGGGUUCAGCAGCAGCAGCAGCAGCAGCAGCAGCAGCGCCGCUGCAGCUGCUCUCCGCCGUCUACCGCACACAGCAGCAGCAGCAGCAGCAGCAGCAGACGGCAGCAUCAUCCGAUGCAACAGCAGCAGCAGCAGCAGCUGCUGCUGCUGCUGCAAUUCCGUCAAGGCCACAAACGGCACUCGACUUGGCAGCGCUCAGUCUGCUGUCUGCCAGGUCCGAGCUGCAGCAGCAGCAGCAGCAGCAGCAGCAGCAGCAGCAGCAGCAGCACGGUGACGCGGCGGCAAAGGCUCCCGCACUGUUGCUGCUGCAGCAGCUGGCCAGCCAAGACCCUUGUGCUGCUCUUUUGAAGCUGCUGAGUGGCGCAGAGGCCGGCUCCACCGCUGCUGCUGCUGCUGCUGCUGCAGUGAGCCAGCAGCAGCAGCAGCAGCAGCAGCAGCAGCAGCAGCAGCUAAAGUCUCUCUACGACAGCCCUGAAGUUAACUACGCAGAGCUGCUGGGGGGCAGCCAGCCAGGGCGAGUUGUGGGGUCACCGAGGGGAGUAGAUGCAGCGCAGCAGAGCUUGCCGCCAGCAGCAGCAGCAGCAGCAGCAGCAGCAGCAGCAGCAGCAGCAGCAGCGCCGCUGUGCUUGAAUGCUGCUGCUUUUGAUAUACUGCCAAAGGCAGAAGCAGGGGCCCUCGACGCAGCAGCAGCAGCAGCAGCAGCAGCAGCAGGGCAGGGGGAGAAGCAGCAGGCUAAGGAGGGCGACUUGCUGCUGGACGUGCUCACUGCUGUUGAGCAGCAGCAGCUGCUGCUGCAGCAGCUACAGCAGCAGCAGCAGCAGCAGCAAAGCCCGCAGCAGCAGCUGCUGAGUCCUCAAGAAGACAUCCUUGGCUCUCUGCAAUCUCUUUUGGGCCUUUUGGGCUCUCUAAAGAAAGAAGACGGCAAGCCGCCACCGGAGCAGCAGCAGCAGCAGCAGCAGCAGCAGGAGCAGCAGCUGCAGCAACUGCAGCAGCUGCAGCAGCUGCAGCUGCUGCCAGAGGGGGCGGACUUGCUGCCGCUGCUGUUGGGGCAGCAGCUGGCCGCGAGCCAGCACGCGCUGCUGCAGCAGAUGCAGCAGGAGGCCCCGGCCUCACCAGAAGAACAGCUGCAGCAGCAGCAGCAGCAGCAGCAGCAGCAGCAGCAGCAGCAGCAGCAGCAGCAGCAGCUGAACUCGGCUUAUGCCUUUGCGUGUGAGGCGAGCCAAGACGGGAGGGAUAAGGAGCAGGUCUUUUCUGCUUCUUUGCUGCGCCUCCUGCAGGAGCAGCAGCAGCAGGGAGUCGGUGCAGCAGCAGCAGCAGCAGCAGAAGCAGCAGCAGCAGCAGCAGCAGCAGCAGCAGCAGCAGCAGCUCCUGCUGAGUCUAUCGCGCAGAGCAGCACGCCAGAAGUGCUGCCGCAAUCGCAUUUGGGGGACAGCGAAAAGCGAGCAGAGACUCCCUGUGGCUUCAGCGACAGCAGCAGCAGCAGCAGCAGCAGCAGCAGCAGCAGCAGCAGCAGCAGUGCUGUCAGCUCUAUGGCCGCAAGCGCACCAAAUGCUGCUGCUGCUGCUGCUGCUGCUGCUGCUGCUGGAGUGCCAGCAACAGCGAAGGCAACGCGCAGGAACACGGAAGCGCCCGAAGCAAAAGCAGCAGCAGCAGAAGCAGCAGAAACUGCAGCAGCAACGGCAGCAGCAACAGCUGCAGCAACAGCAGCAACAGCAGCAGCAGCAGCUCCUGCGGCCCCUUCGGGCCAGCAGGUGCAGCAGCAGCAAGAGCUGGUGCAGCAGCAGCAGAAGCGGCUUAAGCGAGAGCCGCUGUCUACCCCAGAAGGGGAGCGAGGAACUGCUGCUGCUGCACCAGCUGCUGCUGCUGCUGCUGCUGCUGCUGCUGCUGCUUCGGAAGCGCACGCGCUUCCUGCUGCUGCUGCUGCUGCUGCAACCCCGGCAGCAGCAUCAGCAGCAACAGCAGACUCCGCUGCAGCAGCAGCAGCAACAGCAGACUCCGCUGCAGCAGCAGCAGCAGCAGAUUGGCCCUCUGAGUUUGGCUUGCAGCUGGUGGGCUGCGGCCUGCUGUGCUGA